AUGUCUUGCACGAUGAGCUCCAUGGUGCUCUUAACAUCGCUGUGGCUCAUUGUGAGCCACCACCACGUCCUCGGUCUGCGAAGAGGCACCGAGAAGGACGCCCGUGGCAGCUUGAUGGAACCCGACCCCUCCCGUUGCAAAGAAGAGCUUGCUCUGCUAAAGCGGAAGAUACAGGACAGCUGCGAAGAGGACCAGAGGAAUGGUGAGACGGUUUCUGACGGAGGCUGCGAAGUAGAGGCAGAGGCCGUUGUCAGCGAUGGGGACUACGAGGUCUGGAGCCAGAGCUUGGUGAAGUGCGGCCCAGAGAAGACGCACCUCGUGCUUUGGAGCGGUUAUCAAGACGCAGAGCGUGAAGAAGUCCUUCGGCCACUGCGGCAAGAGGGCGGCUGUGUCCUUCAAAGCCAGGAGAAUUCGGACACCCGGCUCGGGCAACUCCUGAAUGCUCCCGGCGUGAAUACUCUGAAGUCUUGCAGCUUUCCGAAGGUGAAAGCCUUUUGGGUUGGUGCAUCCAGGCAGUUCGCCAGCACCUGGGCUGCGAGGUCCCAGCGAGUCAGCGUCGCCAUCGGCUAUCACAUGCAGCAAGGACGGUCUUACAAGACUCUCUUCGACACAGUCUUCUACAGGAGCGAACUGAAAGCUGCUGUCCAAGCCAUCCGCGACAAGCUGCGGGUGAGCAUCCUCUUCACGCACCCCGGGAUGACACCCCAUGACAUGCAUGCAGCAACUUCCGUCAUUUACGAGAGAGCACGCUUGCUGUCGCCAGUGCCAGAGAAGUUUCAGAAGACCACCAUGUUUCACUACGGUUCCUGUACCGAAGAAAACCUUGCAUCCUGCCAACCUCCCAGUGUCCUCGACCCCGAACAUGCCACGUUCUUCUCCCACCUCGCGUUCAUGUACUACCAGGGCUGGGGGGUGGCUCGCGAUAUUCAGAAGGCACGGAGACUCAUGGAACUCGGCAUGGAGGGGGGCGACGCCAUCGCCACCACCGCCCUUGGACUCUUGUACGAGAUUGGGCAAGGUGUAGACCAAAAUUUCCACAAAGCCAAAGAGUUGUAUGAGAUUGGCAUCAAAAAGGGCGACGUCAGUGCCUUCAGCAGGCUUGGAUACUUGUACGAGACUGGAAAAGGUGUAAUUCAAGAUUUGCGCAAGGCCAAAGAAUUGUAUGAGACGGGUAUUGAAAACGGCGACGAACAUGCCAGGACCAGCCUUGGAAUGUUAUACGAGAACGGGCAAGGUGUAGCCCAAGAUUUCCACAAAGCCAAAGAGCUGUAUGAGAUUGGCAUGAAAAAUGGCGACGACCUUGCCCUCGCCAGGCUUGGAUUUUUGUACGAGACUGGACAAGGUGUAGUCCAAGACCUUCGCAAGGCCAAAGACAUUUUCGCAGCAGGCGUCGAAAGGGGCAGCACUAGCGCCAAAACUUGCCUUGGGCACUUGUACCAGCACGGCCUCGGGGUGACUCGCGACGUUCAGAAAGCACGAGAGCUUUUUGAGCUGGCCAUGAAUGAGGGCGACGAUGACGCCCCCUUUUUCCUUGGUACCUUGUACCAGUUUGGGCAAGGUGUAGCGCGAGACUUCCACAGGGCCAAAGAAUUGUAUGAGUUGGGCAUCGAAAGGGGCAACGCCGACGCCCUCGCUUCCCUCGGGUACAUGUACUACCACGGCUUGGGGGUGGCCCGUGACUUUCAGAAGGCGAGGGAGCUUUUUGAGCCGAGCCUGGAACGGGGAUGUCCCCGCGCCGCCACCAGCCUUGGUAUCUUGUACGAGAACGGGCAAGGUGUAGCCCGAGAUGUCCACAAAGCCAAAGAGCUGUAUGAGAUUGGCAUGAAAAGUGGCGACGACCUUGCCCCGGAGCUUCUUGGGCACUUGUACCGCGAUGGCCUCGCGGUGGACCAGGAUUGGGACAAAGCCAAAGACAUGUAUGAGUUGGGAAUAUCAAAAGGCAGCACUGAAGCUGCCACCGGUUUGGGGGCCGAAGAUCUGUACGAGUUGGCAGUUGCAAGGGGUAGCACUUCUGCUAUGUGGCACCUAGCCCUUCUGUACAAGAACGAUUUAAACUCCGACGAGUUGGCAUGUCAAUGGAUAGUCAAGGCGAAAGAGGCCGAGGAAUGGGAGGCUGCCGACAAACUCGCCGAAUGGCACUGCUGA
Molecule: messenger RNA, 2145 nt
Organism: Symbiodinium sp. CCMP2592
Lineage: Eukaryota; Dinophyceae; Suessiales; Symbiodiniaceae
Source: the annotation of a GenBank genome assembly